Molecule: messenger RNA, 495 nt
Organism: Mesorhabditis belari
Lineage: Eukaryota; Metazoa; Nematoda; Chromadorea; Rhabditida; Rhabditidae
Source: the annotation of a GenBank genome assembly
AUGAAAGAUGUCGAGAAAGGCCUACUAACCAACCAUGGGAAAAGCCCUCGAAAAGAAAAAAGUCGAUUGAUUCCUGAAUUACAAUUGAAUGUCACAAAGUUCUAUGAAGAUGAGGAACAGAUGAAAUUAAUGUUAUGCGAGGAGAGUCCAGCGUUGAUUGGUGAUGGAGUUGAUGAGGAAAUUGGUGAUGAAAUCGAAUUUUAUCAACAUCACAACGACGAUGAGAUUUAUGAGAUUGUUUGCUUCCAUCGAAUAUGGCGUUGUCCAAAAGCUUCUUUAUUAGCUUUUACUUUACUUUUAGCACUUGCAUUGGGAAUCGUUGUUUUGGUAAUCGUCAUGGUUUGCACAUUCAUUUCCCUUUCUCAAGACAAAUCAGAAUCCUCUCGUGAAGAUGUACUCGGCGUGAUCUCUUGGUUACAUUACCCAGUUGGUGAUAUUCCCGUUCGUCGUCUCAAUCAUUCCCUUCCUCUUCAACAUCUAAACAAUUUUCAUUAU